AACAGGAGAACCGUGAUGAGCAAAGUGGGAAGCGCCAAAAAGGAGAAAGCACCGAUUUCGCCAUUCGGACGUUUCGUCGGACGUUCACGUUUUCUGCGCUCACACGUGCUCGUUCCCGUUCAGCACGUGUACAAACAGAAUUGUAAACUUUACACGUUUACAAACAGAAGCUGUUUACUGAAACCUGGAACUUUCUGCUUCCACAAACAGCGUCAUUCCUCCAGGAAAAAAGAUUCGACUCAGAGCUGGACAGGAGAACCGAUUCGGUGUCUCAUGAUGAAAAGCAGACCCAGUUUUAUUCUGCCAUUCCUUCAAUCAUGGAUCUGUCUUCUUCUGGCAGAAUCGCCUUCAAACUGCUUCAUUAGAGAUGAUAAAGCCUACUGUGCCCUGAGGAACCUGUACGAGGUGCCGGUUUUGCCUCCUAACAUAACUUAUUUGGAUUUGACCUUAAAUUACAUUAGUGAAAUCCAUGAGAAAUCCUUCUAUGGCUUGGAAAAGCUACAGAUUCUUGUGAUCCAGCAACAGGAGGUAACGCUCGUCUUGAGGAAUAACGCCUUUAGUGGACUGUCCAAUCUGAUAAAACUAGAUCUGGCUUACAACACAAACCUACGAGUGGAUCCAGGAGCAUUCAACGGAUUAUUCAACCUUCAGAUACUCAAUCUUACAGAGUGCAAGUUAUAUGACUCUAUUCUUUCAGGAGAUUACCUGAGACCUCUGGUGUCUCUGGAGCAGCUUUCGCUACCUGGAAAUAAUAUACGUAAAAUCCGUCCUGCUCCUUUCUUCGUCAACAUGAACAAAUUACAUAUUGUAGAUGUCUCCCAUAACUGGAUUAACAGUUUCUGUGAAGAAGAUUUAGUCCAUUUUCAGGGUAAACACUUCACACUCCUGAAAUUGCGUGAUAUCAAAAUGUCUGAUAUGAAUCCAUAUUGGGGUUCGUGGAAUAAAUGUGGAAACCCGUUCAAGAACAUGUCUAUGACGGUGCUUGAUUUGUCCCUGAACGGCUUCAGCGUCAACAUGGCGGUGCUGUUCUUCAGAGCGAUCCGAGGAACCAAAAUUCACAUUCUGAUCCUUGAACAAAGUGGCAGCAUGGGAAAGGGAGUUUGGUACAACAAUUUUAAAGACCCGGACCGAGACACAUUUAUGGACCUGUCUGAGAGUGACAUUAAGGCUCUGGAUCUGUCCAAAGCUAGCAUUUUUGCGCUUAAGUAUUCCGUAUUCGGUUAUAUGCCCGAUAUGGUGGAAAUCUCAAUAGCUCGUAAUUUAGUCAACCAAAUUGAAAGAGAUGCCUUUUAUGGGAUGGGCAAUUUAAGAAUGCUCAAUCUGUCUCACAACCUGUUGGAUAAAAUAGAUUCUGAAACAUUUAAAAAUUUACCGAGUCUCGAAACACUGGAUUUGUCUAAUAAUAACAUACGGAUGUUUAUGCCUGAGUCGUUUCAGGGACUUCCCAACCUAGCUAACUUGUUUCUCUCUGAAAAUUCCUUACAGACCCUGCACACGCUGGCAAACCUUCCAUCACUUAACGUACUUUACUUAGACAAUAACAAAAUUCAGUCCCUGUAUGGUCUUCCGAGCCAAGCGAGAAACACAAAAACCAUUAAUUUGCAGUACAACAGAUUAAAUAACGUUGAGAGUUUCUAUAUCAUAUUAGUAGAAUUCCCUAGUAUCGAAGUAAUAUAUCUCGGAGGGAACACGUUUUCAUGGUGUCACCUUAACACCAACUAUUCCGUAUCACCUUUAAACACUGUACAGAUUCUUGACCUCCACAUGACCGGCUUGCACAAUCUUUGGUUCCAGGGAAAGUGUCUUGACAUGUUCGACCACCUUCACAAGUUGCAGAUACUUUUUCUUUACAAUAAUCACAUGCAGUCACUUCCAGAAAACAUCUUUAAGGGACUCACCUCUUUGAGUUUUUUAGAUUUAUCCUUCAACUCUCUAACCUAUAUACCUAAAGGUAUAUUUCCUGAAAGUCUGAGGACACUCAACCUUGCUGUCAAUAAUCUGGGUUCUGUUGACCCGCAGGCCUUGAGCACCCUGACCCUCAUCAGCUUGCUUGGGAACAGCUUUCUGUGCGAUUGUGGUCUGAGAGACUUCCAGACAUGGUUAAAUGAGACAGAUGUGCAAAUGUUUUCCCCUGCCGAGGAUCUGAUGUGUGAGUUUCCUGAAACGCACCGAGGGAAGCCUCUUCUGCAGGUUAAACUCUGUGAGGACGUAGAGGACGAGAAGAGCAUCGAGGAGCUGAGGCUCACGCUGUUCAUCUGCUGCACCGUAUUUAUUAUGUUAGCCACCACGGGGCUUAUUACUUUUGUCCGGCUGCGUGGUUACUGCUUCAAGCUUUACAGAAAAGUGAUCGUUAGAUUCGUGGACGGAAGCCCGAAAACGGCUGCUAACGAUGACUUCAUGUACGACGUCUACCUAUGUUUCAGUUAUAAAGACAUGAAAUGGGUGACUGAGGCACUGCUGGAAAAGCUAGACUCGCACUUCUCUGAUCAAAAUGAAUUACGUUGCUGCUUUGAAGCACGAGACUUCCUACCAGGAGAAGAUCAUCUCUCUAACAUACAUAAUGCAAUCUGGAAGAGUAAGAAAACGUUAUGCAUCUUGUCCAGGGAGUUCUUUAAGGAUGGCUGGUGCUUGGAGGCCUUUAAUCUGGCUCAGACCAAAAUGCUCGAGGAGGUCCAGGAUGUCUUACUGGUUCUUCUUGUGGACAACAUACCACAAUAUAGAUUGAUGAAGUACGAACCGGUCAGAACCUACUUCCAAACCAGGAGGUAUCUCAGCUGGCCAGAAGAUUACCAGGACUUGGAGUGGUUUUACAGCCAUCUUAAACAUAGUAUAUUAAAAGACAACAAAAUCAAGCGAAAAGCGAAAAAAGAUGUCGAAGGUGAAACAAACCACAGAGUAACAAAAGGUGAUGCUGUGACUGCGCUUUGAUUCGUGGAUAUAUAUAAACUCAUGUGAUGCCAGAGACCCUUUCCAAAGCACAGACUCUGGAGACUCCUUCCAGUAACUUUAAUUAAAAAUGUCUUAAUAAAAAUUUGGACAUUUUUUCAAUUUCAAAUGUAGGUGAUCAGCCAAGAAUUAUUUUUGGCAGCGGCGGCGUAGUCAAGCUCCGGUUUGUGAAUGGAGGGUGGAGUCCUGGUGAAAAAGCUGUAAGCUUCACACACCUAUUAGUACAAUGUGUUUGCUCUUCCAUCAGCGAGCGCCGGAGGAGAUUUAGAGGCAGAAACUGAAAGCAGCACGAGGGAAAUCUCAUUCUGCUUCCUCAUUUCCCCAACAUACCCACAUAGGCAGUGGGUGUAAGGUCACACUAACCUUUGUGUGCUGUUCACUACUUAUCAAAGCUCUGUCCUUCUGCACAGCUUCCAGGUAUCGAUAGUAAGAAAUAAUUAGGGUUUGGCAUAAUUGUCGGACACCCUGGUUAAGGGUCCUCCAAGAGACCUAAAACAAUCAGAAAAUCCUCCACUAAUAUUCAGUAGUAUUCAAGUCAUUAGCUAGGUCAUGCAAACAAGUUAAUUUUCAUCAUUAGAGUUAUUUGGGGUAAAUCUUAUUUUUUCUUAUCUCGUAUAUUUAUAAAGUGUUGUCUUGCCCAUUUUCUCACCAGAUUCUAAGCCUCCAUUCAUAAUUCCUUCGAUGACAUUUACUAUAAUGCCUGAGAAUCGUUUGCAUUCCCAUAUUCUGAUGCUGCCAGCUCCAUACUUCUCUGUGGGAACAUCUUCUCCAAACAUGACCAUGUGAAGAUUGGUGAAGAUAUCUGUGUGAAAAAAAGCAAAAAUGCAGAAAGUCUGUGGAAUACACUUUAUACAUUCAUUCUGAACUACCUCGGGUCACGGCGAUCUCAGGCGUC
Molecule: messenger RNA, 3841 nt
Organism: Tachysurus fulvidraco (yellow catfish)
Lineage: Eukaryota; Metazoa; Chordata; Actinopteri; Siluriformes; Bagridae
Product: toll-like receptor 5
Exons: 2
Coding region: 16-2928 (970 amino acids)
Biological process (GO): toll-like receptor signaling pathway; inflammatory response; immune response
Cellular component (GO): membrane
Molecular function (GO): protein binding; transmembrane signaling receptor activity
Source: RefSeq, a predicted model, not a curated record